UGAUCCCACAAUGGUUUGAUGGUUUGGUUAUAAGCGACCACGGGAACGGUAGAUUGGAUGGGGGUUAGGGAGAAGAUGCUAUGGUCCAGACUCUACGAUAGCAAUUGAGACGAACUGCUGUUGUUUUCUGCGUCGUUGGACCUGUCACGGAAAAGUUAUCAGACUUUGUUUGUUGUUGUUCGCAGUUACCAUACGGGAUCACACGCAACCCCAAUUCAAACGCACGAGAAGCCGUUCACGAUGAGACCCUCCACCCUGUCGACCGUCCUCUCCUGCGCCGCCGUUGCGACUGCCGCCGCGACCGCCAACGAGACGGCCCCCGAGCCGGCCGUCCCCAACGUCGUCCAGUCCACCUGGGACGGGCGGUGCUUCUACCCGACGCCGGACGCGGCCUUCGACCUCGAGGCCUACCUCGGCCGCUGGUACCAGGUCGCCGGCACCCUCGCGCCCUUCACCGCCGCCUGCAAGUGUAUCUUUGCGCAGUACUCUCUGAAUGACGAUGGCACCGUCAAGGUGAACAACACCUGCGAGGCCGGCGGCCGCGCCGUCAACAUCCUCGGCGCCGCCGAGCCAGCCGACCCUUCGUACGGCGCCAAGGGCGUCCUCCGCGUCCAGUUCCCCGGCCAGCCCGGGCCCUCGUGCGCCGGUCCGAACUACAUCGUGCAGGACUACACCCCGGACUUUGCGCUCGUGCAGUCCAACAGCUUCACUACGCUGUUCGUGCUCAGUCGCCAGCAGAACCCGGAGGAGGCCGUCCUUGACGCCUGGAUAGCCCGCGCCGGCCAGCUAGGCUCCAACCUCGACGACGUUGUCAAGACGGACCAGACGGGCUGCAAGUUCACCUGAGACGCGGGGAAGCCCUCCAGAACCUGCGCCAGCGCCGCUUCUGGGGGGGGGGGAGGGCGCGAGGAAUCCGUGCCUGGCGCUUGGCCAGGAACGGCAGAGUUGAAGUGAGACAGGGAGAGAGGGACCUGGAAGGCCCAAGAGCUGUUCAUCAAGCGUGUUCUCGUCCUUUGGCUACAUACUUGGCAUAGGUAAAAAGAAUGGAUGAGAAAGAAAAUGUGGAAAAAAAGCUAAAGUUGCCAUGACGCCGCCGAUCAGCGACAGCGUGGCAUUCGUGAGUGUGGGCUCGCUCGAGCCUCCACACACAUGGUCGCGGCAUACACCCCCCCCCCCCCC
Molecule: messenger RNA, 1179 nt
Organism: Colletotrichum navitas
Lineage: Eukaryota; Fungi; Ascomycota; Sordariomycetes; Glomerellales; Glomerellaceae
Product: lipocalin-like domain-containing protein
Exons: 4
Coding region: 241-846 (201 amino acids)
Biological process (GO): response to reactive oxygen species; lipid metabolic process
Cellular component (GO): cytoplasm
Source: RefSeq, a predicted model, not a curated record